This is a messenger RNA of Triticum turgidum subsp. durum (durum wheat), 567 nucleotides long. Lineage: Eukaryota; Viridiplantae; Streptophyta; Magnoliopsida; Poales; Poaceae. The record is from the annotation of a GenBank genome assembly.
AUGGACGAUGGCUCGACGGAGUUCGUGGGGGCCCCAAUCCUCGUGAGAAAGGCGGAGACCAUUGCCCGAAGGGAGCAAAGCAUCCGCAUAGUAGCAGUGAAGGGAGUUGCGUUGAAGGAGGCCAUAGACCUCGGCUUUGCUGCAUAUGUCAUCUGCCUCGCCGGCGAGAAGAGAAAGGAGGAGAGCAGUGCAGGAGGAGAUCAGAUCACGAGACGAGAUGGCGGCGUCCUCCUCCUCACCGGCGGCGGCGGCGGUUGGGCGAGCGGUCGAGGAGGAACCUUGGUUGAUCGGCAUGAUAAGUUUCCAUGCCAUUCUGCUACUGUUUCUGGUGUAUUCCUUGCCGAGAAACUAAACACGUUCCUAGGACAAAACUGGAAGAGCUUCUCAAGCCAGAAUUACUUUGAUCCCCAAGGCCUCUUCAUCUCGGUCAUGUGGUCUGGCCCCCUGCUUCUGAUUACGAUACUUAUUCUGGUGAACACCCUUGUGACACUCUGCAUGCUGAUGGUAAGGUGGAAAAGGGCCGAGCUCAAGCACCGCGCUCGUGAGGCCCGCAGCAAGCAGGAGUGA